Tachysurus fulvidraco (yellow catfish) is the source of this 1994-nucleotide messenger RNA. RefSeq names its product homeobox C4a (gene hoxc4a). The record is from RefSeq and is a predicted model, not a curated record. The coding region runs from base 533 to 1333 and encodes 266 amino acids. NCBI's taxonomy places the organism in Eukaryota, Metazoa, Chordata, Actinopteri, Siluriformes, Bagridae. Gene Ontology annotation, cellular component: nucleus. The transcript is spliced from 2 exons. Gene Ontology annotation, biological process: anterior/posterior pattern specification; regulation of transcription by RNA polymerase II; embryonic skeletal system morphogenesis. Gene Ontology annotation, molecular function: RNA polymerase II cis-regulatory region sequence-specific DNA binding; DNA-binding transcription factor activity, RNA polymerase II-specific.
UUCAUUUAUUGGUAUAACUGCUGCCAGUAAGUUAUCUGACCCUUUAAAAAGAAAGGAUGCAGCAGGUGUAUGAUUUCAAAAACACUCCUCCAAAUGUAAGAUUCAGUUCACUCAAAGCAAGUCAUAAGUAACUAUUUUAAUAACACAACAAAAACUAUUUGUUUGGGAACCGUUGGCAACCAAAUGACAACUGAUGGUACACGUGUGGCAAAAUGAACGGCCCUCGAGCGCACGCAAAUGCACGAGAGAAAGCGAGAGAGAGAGAGAGAGAGAGAGAGAGAGAGAGAGAGAGAGAGAGAGAGAGAGAGAGAGAGAGAGAGAGAGAGAGAGAGAUAUCCUACACAAUGGCGGAAAAUUAAAGGUAUGUCUGCGAAAAGCUUUGGUUCCUUAUCCGGGGACUGCUUCUCCUGCUACCAUUGGGCCGACACGUCACGUGGUCAAAGUAACUUUACAGGGUUGCUCGCUAGUAGGAGGGCUUUAUGGAGCAGAAAAACGCCAAAGCUAGAAAAAUUAUUUCCCACUCCAGAAAUUAAUGAUCAUGAGCUCGUAUUUGAUGGACUCUAACUACAUCGAUCCGAAAUUUCCUCCUUGCGAGGAAUAUUCGCAAAAUAACUACAUCCCAGAGCACAGUCCCGAAUAUUACGGCCGCGCCAGGGACGCCAGCUACCAGCAUCACCACCAAGAGUUGUACCCUCCGCGGGCAAACUACCAGGAGCGCCAGUACAACUGCGCCAGCAUCCCUGAGCCCGAUGCCCAGAGAGGACAUGGACUACCUCAUUCGGGCCACCUGCUCGGGAAAGGGCAGCCUGUCUCAUGUGAUCUCCCCCAGUUGCCCAUGUCCCCGGCCACUCCACCAGCAGCCUCCUCAGCCUGCAAUCAAGCCACUCCGGAACAUCCUAACAGCACAGCCUCAGCCAAGCAGCCAGUUGUUUACCCAUGGAUGAAGAAAAUUCACGUCAGCACCGUGAACUCUAAUUACAAUGGAGGGGAGCCCAAGCGGUCUAGAACUGCUUACACCCGUCAGCAAGUGUUAGAACUGGAGAAGGAAUUCCACUAUAAUCGCUACUUAACGCGACGAAGACGUAUCGAGAUCGCUCAUUCCCUGGUUCUCUCCGAGAGGCAGAUCAAAAUUUGGUUUCAGAACCGGCGGAUGAAGUGGAAAAAAGAUCACAGGCUACCAAACACCAAAGUCAGAUCCUCUUCCUCCGGCAUGUCCUCCGGCUCCAACACAGGCUCGUCGGCAGGCGUUGUAGCGGCCGCCUCGACCAGUAACGCCAUGGCAGCCAACGAGGAGCUCUCCGGAUCCGAGCGAGAGGAUAUUACGAGGUUAUGAGAGAACUAUUCCUCGGAGAGAAGAAAGGGAACAGCUCAAAUGACUGAUUUAUUUAUAUAACAGGAUAUAUAUUUUUUGCUUUUCUUUUUUUCACUUUAUUAUAUUUUAUUUUAUUUUAUUUUUGGUAGGUAUUUUGUGCGCCCGAAGGGUUUGCUUUAAGUCCACAGUUAUAUAAAGUGCAUGUUAUAUAGCAUGGAUUAUUGCAAAUACCUAUUACUUUUACGCGAAACAGGGUUUAAUUUAUCUACUGACACAGGAUGUUUUUAUCUCCAGAUAAAAGGGUUUUGGGAUAAGGCAGUUUAUGGACACUAUAUUCAUGUUAUUGAGGGCCUCUCUAUGCCCAGCUGCCAAGGUGAAGUGCACAAAUGUUCUAUUUAUUUCACACAUGAGACUGAAGGAAGUUGCUUUUAUACUGUACAUGAAAAAAAUAAUAUCGACAAUUCCGAUAUAAAACUGACCUUGAACAUCUUUGUUGAUCUGAGAACAACAUGCUGUGACUUAAGUGUCGUAUGAAAAGGUUAAAAUCUUAAAUUAUCUUUUACUUUUGUUGUGAUGGCGUUGUGUUUAGGCUAUUAAACCAGAUUAUUGUGAGAUGCAAUAAAUCGACUUUAGUGUAUUUGUGAUAAUAUUGGUCAAUAAAAGUAAGUGUCUGUUAGUUUUA